Molecule: messenger RNA, 1218 nt
Organism: Melanotaenia boesemani (Boeseman's rainbowfish)
Lineage: Eukaryota; Metazoa; Chordata; Actinopteri; Atheriniformes; Melanotaeniidae
Gene: lrrc18a
Product: leucine rich repeat containing 18a
Exons: 2
Coding region: 215-1045 (276 amino acids)
Molecular function (GO): protein binding
Source: RefSeq, a predicted model, not a curated record
CAAGGUAUUAUGAGAUUUCUAAAUGCUCAACAACUUUUACAUUUAGUCUUAAGGUGUUUGGCAGUAAUGAAGUAAUGGAUUUUUGUUUUCAUUCCUUCGUUUCUUUGUUUUAACCCUUCACAGGGAUUCAAAGCUAAUGGUGUGUUUCUAAAAACGAGGAGAAGCUAUUCAAUCUGAUUAACAUCCUUCUUGGGUAAAAGAAGAUAAAAUAUGUAUGAUGCCCAAAGGAAAGGGAGCCAAAAGGACAAAAGUGACCCUCAAGACUGCAAAAAAGGCAAUACGGAUAACCCUGGAUGGAAGACGUAAACUCACUUUAAGCAACAUGGGUAUAACUGUCUUCCCAAAAUGUCUCUUCAAAGUGCCCAAUGUGGACGAGUUGGAUCUGAGCCGCAACCUGAUACAGAAACUCCCUGAUAACAUUGAUAAGCUCUCAUCACUCAUAUGGCUGGAUCUCCACAGUAACAAGCUGGAAUCUGUACCUGAGUCCAUAGGCAAUAUGGUGGUACUGACCCACCUGAACCUUGCUAACAACUGCUUAACCCCUGCGGGUUUACCCUCCUCAUUGGGUUCCCUCACCAACCUGAAGAGUCUCAAUCUAGGAAUGAACCAGCUGGAUGCCCUGCCUCCCACCUUGGAGCGCUUAUCCAGUCUCAGGGAGUUAGGCCUGUUUGAUAAUCUCUUCAUCAAGCCACCAGAGUUUUUGAAAGUUCUUCGCAACCUCACUAAGGUGAAUGUGAAACGAAAUCCUUUUACAUAUUCUCAGGGGGAUGGUGAGGCAAUGAAGAAGAAAAAGCCAGAGCUAAAAGAAGAUGCUUUCUUGGUCCACGAAAGCUGCCUGUGUAGUACAUGCCUUACGAAAGCACAGAGAGAAGGCCUUACAAGAGGGAGAGGAUGUGAUGCUGGUAAUGUGUUUCAGAAGGAAAAGAAAAGGAAUUAUUCUGGAUUGAUGACACCAAACUCAGUGGCCAAAGUUAAUCAGGAUGUGUGGAGAAUAAAGGAGAAGGUGGAAGACAAGCAAACCAUCAAACGUCCAAACAUCUGCUGAUUACUUAAAUUUUACUCAAAUUACUCAAAACUCUUGUAAGGAAUGCAGUGUUAAAGCAGUGUUACAGAGUUUAAUAUGCAUGUGCAAAAAAAUCUUUUCCUUAGUUUUCCAUGUAUUAUGUAGAAAUUAAAACAUAUUCUUAAAUAUGGUUUUUGGAUGCUUAGUAAAAUGAC